CGUGGUCUGUCGCCGCGGCGACGCGGGCGUGGGAGGACCCGGAUGUGUGCGGAUCCCAACAUGGCGGCGGCGGCGGCCGACGCUUUUACCCGAGGAGCCGGGAUGCGGAGCUGAGGCUGGAAAGUUUUCCCUUGGCGGAAGGAGCGCGUCCCGGGCCAUGUUCUCCAAGAAGAAGAAGCGGGUGGAGAUCUCGGCGCCGUCCAACUUCGAGCACCGCGUGCACACGGGCUACGACGCCUCGGAGCAGCGCUUCACCGGGCUGCCCCGCCAGUGGCAGGGGCUGCUCGAGGAGUCCGCCCGGCGCCCCAAGCCCCUCGUGGACCCCGCCUGCAUCACCGCCAUCCGCGGGGCCCACAAGGCCGAGCACCACGCGGGACGCCCCCCCGGGCAGGAGGUGACCCCCAACGGGCCGGUCCCCGCCGGCGCCUCCCAGGCCCCCGGCCCCCUGCGCCCCAAAGCCCCGGAGCCGCCUGCCCCAGCCCCGGAGCCCCCGGCCCCGCGUCCCCCCGGCCCCGCGCCCGCCCCGGCCCCGGCCCCGGCCCCGGCGGGGGGGCCGCAGCGCGUGUCCCACGAGCAGUUCCGGGCGGCGCUGCAGAUGGUGGUGGACCCCGGGGACCCCCGCACGUACCUGGACAACUUCAUCAAGAUCGGCGAGGGCUCCACGGGCGUGGUGUGCAUCGCCACCGUGCGCGGCUCCGGCAAGCUCGUGGCCGUCAAGAAGAUGGACCUGCGCAAGCAGCAGCGGCGGGAGCUGCUCUUCAACGAGGUGGUGAUCAUGCGGGACCACCAGCACGAGAACGUGGUGGAGAUGUACAACAGCUACCUGGUGGGCGACGAGCUCUGGGUGGUGAUGGAGUUCCUGGAGGGCGGCGCGCUGACGGACAUCGUCACCCACACCAGGAUGUCGGAGGAGCAGAUCGCGGCCGUGUGCCGCUCGGUGCUGCGGGCGCUUGCCGUGCUGCAUGCCCAGGGCGUCAUCCACCGCGACAUCAAGAGCGACUCCAUCCUCCUCACGCACGACGGGCGGGUGAAGCUCUCGGAUUUCGGCUUCUGCGCCCAAGUGAACAAGGACGUGCCGCGGCGCAAGUCCCUGGUGGGCACUCCCUACUGGAUGGCCCCCGAGCUCAUCUCCCGCCUGCCCUACGGCCCAGAGGUGGACAUCUGGUCUCUGGGGGUGAUGGUCAUCGAGAUGGUGGACGGGGAACCCCCUUAUUUCAACGAGCCCCCCCUCAAAGCCAUGAAGCUGAUCCGGGACAACCUUCCCCCCCGGCUCAAGAACGGCCACAAGGUGUCCCCGUCCCUGAAGGGCUUCCUGGAGCGGAUGCUGGUGCGGGACCCGGCGCAGCGGGCGAGCGCCCCGGAGCUGCUCCGCCACCCCUUCCUGGGGGUCGCGGGCCCCCCGGCCUGCAUCGUGCCCCUCAUGCGGCAGCACCGGCUGCGGUGAGACCCCCCCGGCCCCGGGGGGAGCCCCCCGGCCCCCUCCUGCUCCUCCUCGUCCUCAGCAGCACCCCCAAACUGGAGCGGGACUGGGAUGUUCUGGGGGACACCGGCCCCCCAACCUGUACUACUGAGCUGGGGACCCCGCAGCAGAG
Molecule: messenger RNA, 1592 nt
Organism: Motacilla alba alba
Lineage: Eukaryota; Metazoa; Chordata; Aves; Passeriformes; Motacillidae
Gene: PAK4
Product: p21 (RAC1) activated kinase 4
Exons: 9
Coding region: 158-1444 (428 amino acids)
Biological process (GO): protein phosphorylation; intracellular signal transduction; regulation of MAPK cascade
Cellular component (GO): cytoplasm
Molecular function (GO): ATP binding; protein serine/threonine kinase activity
Source: RefSeq, a predicted model, not a curated record